Molecule: messenger RNA, 1508 nt
Organism: Durusdinium trenchii
Lineage: Eukaryota; Dinophyceae; Suessiales; Symbiodiniaceae
Source: the annotation of a GenBank genome assembly
GCUGUAGAUCUCCCUGCAGGUCUUGAAGAAAUGACCUUUGGAUCUUCCUUUAACCACGACUUGGCCGCAGUGACGUUCCCCAGCUUGAACGACUUGACCUUGGGCAAUGGCUUCAAUCAGAAGAUGGAGGAUGUGAAGCUGCCUCGUGGACUGCGACACCUGGUUUUUGGACGUGAUUUCAACCAACCUUUGCCACGGCUAGGUGAGCUGCUGGAAUCCUUGAGCUUGGGCCGUGACUUCGACCAACCCUUGGAACCGCUGGAAUCCACGGCCUCGGGGCUUCAAACGUUGAACUUUGGGCAGAAGUUCAACCACCGUCUGCCAAAGCUCCCCAAGUCAUUGCGGCACUUGUCCUUUGGAAGCUCCUUCAACCAGGAUCUGCGGGAGGUGCUUCCGGAAAGCUUGGAGAGUUUGACUCUGGAAGAGGGUUUUUGCCGCAGCUUGGAGGGUGUUUUGCCUCAAGGCUUGCAGAGCUUGACGCUGAGAGGACCAUUGGAUCAUCUCUUGCAAGAUGUCGACCUUCCCACAGGCCUGCAGCGGUUGACCUUGAAACCCACCGCGGAGGAGACAUUGAAAGGCUUGAGGUUUCCACAUCAGUUACAACAUCUCACCUUUGGCUUCAGUUUCAAUCAGAGCUUGGAGGAUAUGAAGCUCCCCGCAGCGCUUCAAAGCUUGACCUUGGGAUAUCACUUCAACCAAGCAUUGCUUCAGCUUCCCAAAGAUCUUCAGGUUUUGAGCUUUGGAUAUAGCUUUGACCAAAGCUUGGAGGCCGUGAGCUUUCCACACACCUUGCAGAGCAUCUCCUUCGGGCAUGACUUCAACCAAAGCCUGGAGCGUGUCCAGCUUCCUCGAAAGCUGCAAUCCUUGACGUUCGGACACAACUUUGAUCAGAGUUUGGCAUCCACGGUGUUCUCCGAAGGACUUCGCAGCUUGACCUUUGGAUACAACUUCGAUCAGGCAUUGGAUGACGUGCAUUUUCCUGAGAGCCUUGAGGUCUUGACCCUAGGAACACGUUUCGACCAACCAUUUCAAAACGUGACGUUGCCGAGUGGUCUUUUAAGCUUGACCCUGGGCGGCUCCUUCUCUCACAGUCUGGAGGGAGUUCUUCUUCCUAGCAGCCUUCAAAGCCUCACCUUUGGCCAUCGUUUCACUCAAAGUUUGCAGCCUUUGGACCUCCCACAACUGCAAAGCCUCCGAUGUCAGGGCAUCACCGCUGAUUGCUUUUAAGCGCUGGAACGUGUUUGGUCGGAUCUGGGAAAUCCUGACCCUGACCCGAAGGAGAAGGCACAGCUCGUUCCAGGUUUGGAAAGGGCUAUUGUGCCGAACGCUGAGUACAGUUCGAUCGAACUGUGCCGAACGCUGCCUUUUUGCUUUGCCAGGCCCCAGUUGCAGCAGUUGAACUGUGCCUGCUGCCUGCCCGGUUCAGCCAGUACAGUCGCAAAAGCAGCUGAACUACAACCUAUCCGUCUCGACACCCAUCGGUUUGCCUAUGCCUUCGGAUCCGCCCC